AUGACUAGACCUACAAUUAUCGGGAAUCGAGGUUAUCGAGGCCAGUACCCAGAGAAUACCUUGGUUGCGUUUGAACAAGCUUUGGAAGCCGGGGUAGAUGUCAUUUUGACAGACCUUCAAAUGUCCAAAGACGGAGUGGUCGUUAUCAAUCAUGACCAGACAACACAACGAUGUUGGGAUGGGGACUACAAUAUUGGGGAGACUGAAUGGAGUAUGCUGAAGACGCUGCGCAGCAAAAAGCUUGACUUCCCAGAUUUGAGAAUGCUGACGCUCAUAGACGUAUUGAAGUGGGUGGUAGACCAUCCAGAGGUAAAACUGAUGCUGGACAUCAAGUACACCAACGAUCAAGAAAUUAUGCUCAAAAGUGUUGCUGCAAUGCUGAGCGUUUUAGAGAGUCUGCCGUUUUGGCGAAAACAUAUAAUAUGGGGGUUGUGGGGAGUGGAUUGGUUCCAAUACGGUAUGGAAACCGGUGUUGUCAAGGAUUUUGAGGUAGUCUGCACCACGUUAUCGCUGGAGAUGGCCAAGCGGUUCGUGGAGUUCUCCAGGAAUAUCAACAACCCGCAUUUUCGUCUCAGCGCUGUAAACGUGCAUUUCGUUUCCACCUGGACUUCAGCAUUCCAAAACGACAUGAUACCGUAUCUUCGUGAAAACAAGGUACAGACCUACGUAUGGACCGUGAACAGAGCCGAAGACUUUAAACAGUGUACUGCGCUCCCGAUUACAGGGUUUGUCACUGAUCACCCAGACGAAGCGUUGGAAACGGUCUCAAAACUACAAGCCGAAGAAGAAGCCACGUUUAAACGCCCUUUUCUUCUCUCCAGGGAAGGUGCCAGGUUCUAUGCAUUUCUGCUCAUUUAUGACUUCAUAGACAGAUUCUUUUUCUCUUCUUGGGCUCAACACAAAUUUGCAGGAAUCUCGUUCUCCAUGCUGGUUGUUAAAGUGUUGAAAACUGCACAUCUCAUAUGA
Molecule: messenger RNA, 966 nt
Organism: Lachancea lanzarotensis
Lineage: Eukaryota; Fungi; Ascomycota; Saccharomycetes; Saccharomycetales; Saccharomycetaceae
Gene: PGC1
Product: LALA0S05e06040g1_1
Exons: 1
Coding region: 1-966 (321 amino acids)
Biological process (GO): lipid metabolic process
Molecular function (GO): phosphoric diester hydrolase activity
Source: RefSeq, a predicted model, not a curated record